AUGUACCUAUUCAACUGCCGAGAGUCAAUAGCGGAAGAUUUUCGGAGACGUGUGUGGCCGCGAAAUCAUUUGUAUAACGACAUUCACGCCUACUCGAUCAGUGAUCUUUACCAACUUCACAGUGGCCUGUUGGAGAAACAGGUCCAAGGCUUCCUCAAGCAUGCCAUCGAUCACGUUAUGCACUGCUCGUUAUGUCGCCAAAAGGGUUUCAUCUGUGAGAUAUGCGAGGCCCGUGAAGUGAUCUAUCCAUUCCAGACGGAGACCACUUAUAGGUGUCCACAUUGUUUCUCGGUUUAUCAUGCGGAAUGUGAACGUAGACUUGACGAUUGCCCGAAAUGCGUGAGACGUGCCAAGUACGAGAUUCAUCAGGAGGCGAAUGAUUUGCCGCUUGGAUGA
Molecule: messenger RNA, 396 nt
Organism: Cooperia oncophora
Lineage: Eukaryota; Metazoa; Nematoda; Chromadorea; Rhabditida; Trichostrongylidae
Source: the annotation of a GenBank genome assembly